Messenger RNA from Rhincodon typus (whale shark), 871 nucleotides. Its product is annotated as serine/threonine-protein kinase D2-like. The record is from RefSeq and is a predicted model, not a curated record. Gene Ontology annotation, molecular function: protein serine/threonine kinase activity; ATP binding. The annotation marks the transcript as partial. NCBI's taxonomy places the organism in Eukaryota, Metazoa, Chordata, Chondrichthyes, Orectolobiformes, Rhincodontidae. The transcript has 7 exons. Gene Ontology annotation, biological process: protein phosphorylation.
UGAUUCCAUGGCCAGCAACAUCCCCCUGAUGCGUGUGGUACAGUCUGUCAAGCAGACCAAGCGGAAAUCCAGCACCACCCUGAAGGAGGGUUGGGUGGUUCACUACAGCAACAGGGAUGCUCUGCGGAAGAGGCAUUACUGGAGGCUGGACUGCAAGUGUAUCACGUUGUUCCACAAUGACACUGGGAACAAGUAUUACAAGGAAAUUCCACUUUCCGAGAUCCUGGGUGUAGAGCCUGCACAGAAUUCCGGAACCAUCCCUCACAGCGGCAGCCCUUACUGUUUCGAAAUCCGAACGAGCAAUGUGGUGUACUUUGUCGGGGAGAAUCCCGCCUCGCGCCCACCUUCGGGAUCGGGCGGAUCGGGCAGUGUCUCCUGGGUCGAGGAGGCCAAGGUUUGGGAGGCAUCUAUCCGACAAGCGUUGAAACCCAUCAUCUUCCAGGACACUCUGGACCCCCAGGAGCAGACCCCUCACCGACAAGCAUCAGUCAAUUUUUCUGUACCCAACAGUCAAAGCCUGGAGAAUGUGGAUAUAGCGACCGUCUACCAGAUCUUUGCAGAUGAGGUGCUUGGAUCAGGACAGUUUGGUAUUGUUUAUGGAGGCAAGCACAGAGAGACCGGGCGAGAUGUGGCUAUCAAAGUGAUCGACAAAUUACGGUUCCCAACCAAACAGGAGAGCCAACUACGUAACGAGGUGGCCAUCCUACAGGGCCUGUCUCACCCCGGAGUGGUCAACCUGGAAUGCAUGUUCGAGACCCCCGAGAAGGUGUUCGUCGUCAUGGAGAAACUCCACAGUGACAUGUUGGAAAUGAUCCUGUCCAGCGAGAGAGGCCGGCUGCCAGAACGGAUCACCAAGUUCAUGAUCACACAG